Molecule: messenger RNA, 2086 nt
Organism: Nematostella vectensis (starlet sea anemone)
Lineage: Eukaryota; Metazoa; Cnidaria; Anthozoa; Actiniaria; Edwardsiidae
Product: arginine and glutamate-rich protein 1-A
Exons: 4
Coding region: 112-915 (267 amino acids)
Cellular component (GO): nucleoplasm; mitochondrion
Molecular function (GO): cadherin binding
Source: RefSeq, a predicted model, not a curated record
UAAUUCAGGGGCAAUAUAAAGAUUGUGGGCCUCGCUGUGUUGAUGAGUCAAGAUUACUAUCAUAAAUCCUCUCCUUUCCUAACAGUUUUCUAGAACUAUUUAUUAUCAGAAAUGCCAAGAAGCAGGUCUAAAUCACGGUCUAGAAGUCGCAGCUCGUCUCCACGACGUAAAAGGAAGGAAAGACCGUACAGAAAACACAGUAGAAGUCGAUCUCCUUCAACUACCAAACGAAAGACUCGAAGUAGAUCGCCAAGUAGCAGAAGAGAAAGGGAGAGAUCACCUCGCCGGAGAAGGUCUCGUUAUUCAAGGAGCAAAUCACGGUCUCCUAGUGUGGACAGAUUCGGCAGGACAAUACCCAAAAAGAAGGAUGAUGAGUCGAAGAGAAAAGAGGAAGAGAAACGACUCGAGGAGAUGGAGAGGCAACGUAAAAUUCGGGCAGCUGAGAGGGAACAGAGGCUCAUUGAAGAGGAGACACAAAAGCGUGUGGAAGAAAUGGUAGCUAAGAGAGUAGAAGAGCAACUAGCAAAAAGAAAAGAUGAGAUUGAUAAAGAGGUGAUGCGGAGAGUUGAGGAAGCCAAGAAGAUCAUGGAACAGCAGAUGCUGGAGGAAUUUGAAAAAAGAAAACAAGAGCAGAUUGAACAAUUACGCCUGAGAGAGGAGGGAGAAAGACAAGAGAGAGAACGUCUGCAAAAGCUGGUCACAGAAAAAGAUAAACUAUUAGAGGAUGCACAACAAAAGUUGGCAGAAGAGAGGUUGGCAAUGGUUGAAGAGAGAAGGACUCUCAAUCAGCAAAAAGCCGACCUGGAGAGGGAAGUUAGAAAACAAGAGCGAGCUGCACAAGAACUCAUCUUAAACAAAAGCAAAAGUGCACGGCCCAAGCUCUCGUUUGGCCUCAAGAACAAGAGUGGUUUUUGAUCUUCUCUCAUCAAUUAUGUUUAAUGACCCAAUGGUACAGGCGAUAUACAGUAGAGCUCACAACCAAGUGUUAAAAAGGCUUUAUGAUCCGGUAGUGCCAAGAAAUGCAGGGUAUCUUAGCAUCAGCUAUUACAGGCUUAUGGCCAGGGGGAAGUUGCUCUCAAAUGAAGGUACACCAACCAAAAUAGAAUAUGAGUAUAUUUUAUGAGUAUGAGUGCUAGGAGGAGAUGCCUUAAAGAAAUUGUCCACUAAAUGGGUAACCAACCUGCUCGAUAUUCUGGCUACGGGCUUAUAAUAUAAAGUCCAUUUUAUGGCAUAGUCGGCCACCAGAUUUUGGUGAACCUUGGUAGUAUACAUAAGUUAACCCUUCCUACUCAUUAUCAGAGACCUUUUUUUUACUUUCACGAUUUUUUAGAAUAAACCAAAGAAUACAAUUUCAACAACAGACAACUUUUGGGGUAUUUCUAAAUGUUUAUUACUAAAAGAAAUUGUAUUAUGUUUAAAGCUAAAAUAUCGUGGCCUGCAAGCUAAAUUCUGGGUGUUAUCUUCAUUAGUACCUAUUGUUCGCAUGUUCAAAUAUCCAGCUUGCUUUGCGGGCAUUCCCACACGUGACGCGGGGGUGAGCUUUGGGAGCACCUGCAAGCUGGGAGCUGGAUCUUCAAGCAUGUAUUGUCUAAUGACUGUGUAGCUUGUGAGAUUUUGCUAUAUAUAGACAAUAUAUAUUCUGGUGAACAGGACAUUCUUGUAAUGAGACAGAUUUCUACCACUCCCUCGUACCAGGCCUGUCCAUUGAACAAACAGUGAAAAUAUGACGGGGCCAAAUUUCUCCCUUGAUUCUUUUCGGAUACGCUACUGUAAUGUGCAUGUCCUUAUGUAGAGUGGGGCAUUUUUAACAAAAGAUCCCUAGUCUGGAUGCAGUUGUUAAAAAAGACCCUGGGGUAUGACUUGCAUAAAAAUGUUGAAAAAUCCACCAUUCGCUUUUGAAGAUGUAUAUAAAUAGUCUUUUUACGGUAGAUAUCUAGUUAUCUUUUUUUUGUCAAAUCAUUUGUGCUUGUGCUUCCCUUUUAUAAAUUUCCUGAAAAUGUUCAUGAAUGAACUUAUAGGUAGUACAUAAAGUAAAGGUUAUUAGUGGUGAAUUUUUUACAGUCAAUAAAGAUUUGUCAUUAACGUU